UACUGCUUCCUGCUCCUGGUUGAUCUUUUACGAUACCUCAACAGGCAUACUCAUCCAGAAUCGAACCUUGGUAGUUUGGAUCUGCAGGAAAGUCUGAAGUCUUAUUGGAAAGAGAUCGGACACUGGGCCGAAGUUAGCUGGGACGAUGAUGUUCCAGAUGUAAUCAAUGACAAAUGGCAAUACUGGCUGCAAAUUUUACCACAGGUCCAGUCUGUUAGCAUUCCACGCUGCUACCGUAUUACGAUUGGAUUAGAAGAAGAUACAAGCGUACAACUACACACCUUCGUUGACGCCAGUGAAUACGGGUAUGCAGCUGUUAUAUACCUUCGUUUUGAGAAGAAGGGUGCCGUUGAAUGCUCAAUCGUCACAGCAAAGGCAAGAGUAGCCCCGCUUAGAUUCAUCUCGAUUCCAAGGUUGGAACUCCAAGCAGCGGUUAUUGGUGCUAGAUUAGCGGAGACAGUAUCAAAUUCCCUCUCACACAAAAUUGACGAACGCAUUUACUGGACGGAUUCGCGGGAUGUUCUGUGCUGGAUUCGUUCGGAUCAUAGACGCUACUCGCAGUUUGUGGCAUUCCGUGUGAGCGAACUACUCGAAACUACUGUAAUUAAAAACUGGAGAUGGGUUGGAACCAAAGAUAACGUUGCGGAUGAUGCAACAAAGUGGCAGCGUAAGCCUGAUUUGGGCAGCAACAGCAGAUGGUUCAAGGGACCUGCCUUCCUAUGGAUGGACUCAGAAAAAUGGCCAAAAGAGUUUAUACACAACGCUGAUAGUACAAAGGAGGAGUUACGCGCACAUCUGUUCUACCACGCAGCUUUGCUUAAUCCAAUCAUCGACGUGAACAAUUACGGUACUUGGAAGAAACUUCUUCGCAUAACAGCUUGGAUAUUCAGAUAUCUCAACAAUCUUCAUAGAACCAUAAACCGUGAACCACACGUGUACGGUUUGUUAUCAGCAAACGAAUUACAACGAGCAUCCGUUUACCUCUAUCGUCAAGCGCAAUUUGCGUCCUACCCUAACGAGAUUCAGAUACUUGAUAGCUCUCGAACUGGGAAAUUACCCAAAUCUAGCCCUAUUUUUAACCUCUCUCCCUUUCUGGAUGUACAAGGAGUUCUACGGAUGCAGGGAAGGACAGGAAACUGUGAAUAUGCUACGAUGGAUUCUAAAAACCCGAUAAUUCUCCCAAAGGAUCAUUGUAUUACAAGACUCAUUGUACAACACUAUCAUGUCAGAUACCACCACUGCAAUCACGAAACGGUGGUGAAUGAACUGAGACAAGUGUACUGGAUUCCAAAAAUAAGAGUGGUUUAUAAAAGUGUUAGAACGAACUGUCAACGAUGCAAGAAUCAGCGGGCCAUACCAGCCCCUCCAAUGAUGGGUGAUCUACCAGCUGCAAGACUUGCGGCAUUCACCAGACCGUUUUCAUUCAUUGGAGUCGAUUAUUUCGGUCCAAUGCAUGUUUCAGUUGGACGAAGGCUCGAGAAAAGAUGGGGUGUGCUCAUAACCUGCUUAACUAUACGGGCGAUUCAUGUCGAAAUUGCGCACUCUUUGACCGCUGACUCGUGUAUCAUGGCUUUGAGAAAUUUUAUGGCGCGGAGAGGUGUGCCAAUACGAAUUUUCAGCGAUCGAGGCACAAACUUUAUAGCAACAAACAAAGAACUUGAAGCGGCGUUAAAAGAGAUGAACCAAGACCAAGUUGUGAGAGAGAUUGUGAGCCCUAAUACUGAAUGGAAAUUCCUUCCUCCUGUUUCCCCUCAUAUGGGUGGGAGUUGGGAGCGGCUUGUACGUUCCGUGAAAGUUAACUUGCAGAGAAUGAGACCUCAGCGUAAUCCGACGGACGAAUCACUACGUAACACUUUGGCGGAAAUCGAAAAUACGGUCAACUCGCGUCCUUUGACAUUCGUGUCUACCGAAGACCCUGAUGCUCCAGUUCUCACACCAAACCAUUUUCUGCUGGGGUCAUCUAGUGGAUUGAAACCUGCAACUCAACUGGACGAUAGUACUGGAACGCUUAGAAAGGCAUGGCGGGCAUCACAAGCAGAAGCAAACCUUUUCUGGCGUAGAUGGGUACGUUACUUUUUGCCGGAGCUUACUAAGCGUACAAAAUGGUUUGGUAAAGUGAAGCCGAUUGAAAUGAAUGACAUUGUGGUGGUAGUGGACCCUGGAUUACCAAGAAACUGUUGGCCACUGGGACGUAUCAUAUCAGUUAAAAAAAGUAGAGACGAUCAGGUGAGAUCAGCUACAGUGCAGACCCAAACUGGAAUCUACGAGCGGCCUGCUACUAAAUUAGCCGUGCUUGAUGUUCGACGCGACGAAUCA
This is a messenger RNA of Armigeres subalbatus, 2316 nucleotides long. RefSeq lists its product as uncharacterized. Gene Ontology annotation, biological process: DNA integration. Lineage: Eukaryota; Metazoa; Arthropoda; Insecta; Diptera; Culicidae. The record is from RefSeq and is a predicted model, not a curated record. The transcript has 2 exons. Gene Ontology annotation, molecular function: nucleic acid binding. The annotation marks the transcript as partial.